GCGGCAGUGGCGGUGGGUCCAAUGCAUUUGCGCCGGCGCGCGGGAGACUUCAACUGCUUUGAGAGCGCCCCACGACAUUUGGUGUCUUCCAAGGCUAGAUGUAGAAGGGGUUAGUUGGUCAUGAGUCAUGCCAGGAAGGCCAGGUGAACAUUGAUGAGCCUCAGUCUGGCCCAAACAAACCAAGCACUGCUUUUUUUGGGCGUGUGCUAACAUGCCCAUUGCCCUUUCGAGCAUUCACGCGACGCGACCGCCGCUGGCAGAAUGCGAUGGCAUGGUGAUCUUUUCUCCAGAUGACGAGCUGUUCGGUAGUGAUCCCACACCCACAUGCUCGCCGGUGGCCCACCGUCCACCAGAGCCCUUUAUCCUUUCCAAUGGGAUCAGGCGUCCCAGGAGAACUGCUCAGAACAUGGUGGCUCACAUGAAAAUGAUCGACUUCUUGGAUGAGUGGGGCUUCAAGAGCGAUGAUGUGAAUCAGAGUGGCACCAGCGACCGCUUCCCGAAUGAAAAGGUCUCCCCCAUCCACGUCGCAGCUCAGCAGGGCGAUGUGGACGUGCUGCGGCUCCUGUUAGCCGCCGGCGCCGAUCCCCGAACCAGGACCUCCCAGGGUCGCAGUGCCCAGACGGUCGCAGAGGUCGCCGAUCAGGUCGGCUCGCAUCGCAGGAUCCUGGCCAUGCUGAGGGCUUCUUGCAAGACCUGGGAGGGCAAUUAACGGUGUGACCGGCGAAGGCACCUUCUUCUGCCGUAUGCCGUACGCAGUCGUUUUGUCCGGUGGGUCCUUUGCAUCGAUGCUAGAUCGGUGAAAAGACCUGCCCAGUCGCUCCGCGGGUGGACUUCCCCACCGACACGUGUGGCACCAGGCCCCACGGUUGGCUUUUCACCACCCGACACCUUCUGGCUGAAAGAA
Molecule: messenger RNA, 904 nt
Organism: Durusdinium trenchii
Lineage: Eukaryota; Dinophyceae; Suessiales; Symbiodiniaceae
Source: the annotation of a GenBank genome assembly